CUUGCGUGUAUUUGUCAUCCGUUCGGCGCGCACCCGCGCAACAGGUGAUGCGCCGUGCCGUAAAUCCGUGAAUGCCCCUACAUCCCAAUUCAAUCCAAAAGGCCAUGAAAUAAACAAAAUACCCCGAACAAAGACAAGUGGCCUCGGCGAUAUGUGAGGCAUUUUCCCCAGUGACGAUUAUAUCCCACCCCUUUUUAUACCUUUUCUCUUUCACUGGAAAUUCGUCAUCUCCAGUUGAGACUCGCGAGUUCAGUGACAAAGGCAAGACAAAUAAACCGUGACGAUCUCUCGCUCAUUCGGAGCGCUGCCUCCUUACAAUUUAAUUAAUUAAUAAUUAAUUAAACCAAAGUGAUUUUUACUGUGACGUUUAUUACCACAAGGAAUACAGCAGUUGUGAGGACCUCAAUCAACGAAAAACACUCCAAGAAGCGGAAAUGAAUUCUUCUCAAAGGGAUGCUGAACGAAAUGAUUAGUCAACGGGAAUUGUGAUCUAUCAUCGGCUCAAGAACGUGGGAUGACUAACAUGAGAGUCAUACGAUAAUGUCACAAGUUGGUAACAAGGAUUGUGUUUCACAAAAUCAGAAAAAGAGGGAAUCGAUCGGCAGCAAUGCCUCGAGCUACUUGAUUUUAUUAAAUUCCCUGGCGAGUGAUUUGGACUGUAUGCUAAGUGAGCUCUGCAAUAGUCCGACAGAUCGUUUCAAAAGAAACGAUGUAUUUUUGGAACCUUACUUGCAACAACGUAGAACUGUCGACGAGGUCGAUGGAUCACCUGCUACUCCACCACCAAAUCCCCUUAUGCAGCACCAAUUGAACCACAUGCACCAUGUAAAUCAGAGCUCGGAAUCCCUGUCGUCCGAAGGUGGCUCCUCAGUUCACGGUACAUCAACAGCUGAGUCAUCCUCACGUUCAGACUCAGGAAGUGAAGUGGCCUGUGACAUAACACUGAUCGAGAGAAUCAUAAGGUCCCAUCCGAUAUGGUUUCUCCCUGGGAUUCAGAGAGCCGGAGCAUUUCACCUUCUUCAGGGAAAGGAGGAGGGGAAUUUUGUUGUCAGACAGUCGAGUCAGAGUGACACAAUGGCACUGUCCGUCCGACUGCCUUCUGGAAAGGGUCCCUACAUUGAGCAUUACCUCAUUCAAGCUAAUAAAGGAAAAUUGAGCCUUGAAACCAGUGACAAUCGAUUUGAUAACAUUCCUUCGCUCAUAGCGCACUAUGCGCAGUGCUGUGACGAGUUACCUGUCCAACUGACCCUACCCCGAGCGAUGCGCGAUGCCAAGAAUAGGCAGCAGCUGUCAUCGCUGGCGCUUUUGGGUCAGGAGUUCUGGAGAUAUCCCAUGGCAAAUCCCAAAUCACCAGAGAGUGCCGGCAGUACGACAAGCAGCAAUGGAUCUAGUCUGGCGAGUUUUCAUGCCGGAAAUGAUGGACACAAUGAUGAUAAAAAUAUCGUGCUGAAUCUGGUGCCAAUAUCUGCUCAUGACUCAACAAGCAUCUCAUCACGCCGAACAACAGGCACAUUCGGCUCAUCCCUUCCCCGCCAGCCUCGACCGACUCCACCCAACACCCUCAACUUGACCCACCUAAACGAGCCCCUGGAGGCCAAAAAGUCCCAGCUGGACAUAAUCCUCUCAGCCGACAAAAAUUGCCAGAAACUAAUAUCACCAAACCUCGUGCAAAGCGUUCGCCGUCGUUCCCCCAUUGUACAUAACGUGGAAAACAACGUUCUCAUUCCCACAGACACAAGAUCGACAAUAGACUCGGGUAUUCAGGCGAAUUUGAACGAUCAAACUUCCCCUAAAGACUUGGACAUUAAAACAAUCGUUCUGGGACACCAGGAAGUUGUGCAAUGUCAAACGACAAAAACACCCCCACCACCGCCACCGAGAUGGGCAAAACCCAGUGCAAGUCAGUGCCAAAGUAACGUUACAGUAACGACAACAACAGUGAUAACACUAAACGUGAAUCAAAAUAAUGGGACAGAUUAUACGGAGAACGGGGAGAAGAGCAUUAAGCCAAAUUACAUGGGGAAGAGUCAUAAAUUGUCACCGGUGAUGUCACCGUCGGCAAAACUAGUCACGUGUGGGUCGAGGAACCCGAGUAUGAUGUCACCAGCUACGCCAUCGUCGACGAGCAAGUCGCGACGGAGGAAGGACCGUGAGGCGAGGAAGAAUUCACAGCAUUAUCAGGAGUCGGAUAUCCUGGAGUCGUAUUGCCGCAGCUCGCCGGGGGACAAGGUGUCGGAUUAUGAGGACAUAUGGGGGACCAAUGAGAGGUCCAACAACUCGAGUUGUUGGAGCCCCGAGUCCAGGAUUUUGAGCCCCUGCGACGGUGGCCUCAGGGACUCGGUGAGUGGGGAUCGACUCAUGCUGCUGAGGGGCGACAGGGCUGACAGGUCCAGGGAGAAGCUCAGUUACAUGGAGAUUACUAGUCCCGAGUUUAGCAGUUUUAAACCUACUGUGGAGAAUAAGAGUCCGAGGGGUUCAACAUCCCCGGACGACUCGAUCGUUCCUCGUCGGCCCGAUCUCCUCUCCCGAGUUUGCUCAGCAAAUUCCUUGAACAGUCCAAGCAACGUUGCAUCCUCAAAAACAAAACUCACCGUGAUGUCCACAAAAUCGGAGAGCAACAGUCCAAUGACACCGGAGUCUAAAUUGAGCAGUCCCUUUUACGCAGAGCCUGCCGAUGCAAUUCAGCAGGGAGGAAGAGGUUUUGUCACAAGGAGACGCCACAAGAGCUCAUGUUUAACGAGUAAAUAUCGACACAGCGAGCCCGGUUGGUUUCAAACACCAACGGCAAAUAGCAAUCAGAUGCAUCCCAUCGAUUGGUCCCAGUGUGAGGAGACAGAGGACAAAAUUCCCCUCAUUUCAUCGUCGGUGGAUAAUCUGUCGAAGAGAUUCGUCGCCAAGGAGAAGAAGGGCCCGACGAGGGCUAAGCCUGUCCAACCACCGAAGGUGCGAGCCAAGAUGUCCACUGACGCCUCGUGGCCUGUCGACUCCAGCUGGGAGUUCAUUGGGAAUGAGGACGACGAGACGAAUGACGACGAGCACAAGGAGAUCAAUGGCGAGGAGAACAAAUUCAAUGACAAUAGUGUACAUAAAAAAUACAGGAGCAGGGAGGACAAUGACACUGAGGAGGUGGACGAGUCUAGUAUUGGCAAGACUGAGAAUGAGACGGAUUUUGACUGCGGGUCGGAAACUUCGGGAGAUAUUGCUGUGAGAAAAUUCCCCAGGGAUGAGGGGUUCAAGGGGCACAGCAGUGUUAAUGUCCAGAGUAUCAUUUUUCAGAGAUACCCAGAGUUAUUCAAGUCCACAGACACAAUGGAGUCGAUUCACAGUGACAGAAAUUCCUCCUACGACAACGUUGAGAGACGCCGAGAAACCGAGAAUGAAUUAUCAGACACUUAUUACCGACCAGACUCAGAGACAGUAGACACUGAUGAGAGCGAUCACGAGAGAAUAAAUCGCAAUGUCACCUUUAAAAACCGUCUGGAUCCACUGCUCUCACCACCAAGACUGCAAGCACUCAAGAAUCGGGACGCAGGUGGUAUAGGUACAAGCAUAAGAGCCUAUGCACUUUUGCUAGCUGCCGACAAGACAACAACAUUUUCCCAGAACAUCGAUAAUUUCAUUCAGUGCACGAUGGAGGGCAAAGAGGCUAGUCCCCACAUUGUCAUGAGAAAUAUCCGUCAAUUUAUGUCGGGGAUGAAGAAUUAUCUCGUGAAACACGGGGAGAGAGAAUUUGAGAAGGAAGUUGAGAAGGAGAGACUCAAACUCAAGCCUAAUGAGUUUCUCAAUUUGGAUGCCAUUCUGGAGGGCGUUAUGAUGAGACUCGUUGUAAGGCCUCUGCGGGAGCAUGUUUAUAAACUUUUCGUCGAUCAUUAUGGCGCCACGGGAUCUCUCAAGACACUUGUUGAAAGUAUACAAUUUGCCCAGGGAAAGCAUAUUCAGGAAUUAGGCGUUAGAGGAACAAUAACUCCACCAUCUGACGCAAGCCUCAGUUUAAUCCUGAAAUACAUAGAGCGCCUGCAGUACUCGGAUUCGCCCCUGGAGAAAUUGGAGAAUUUAUUAUCAGCUAUAUCGGCAAUAUUUAAUUCCGUGAAAGAUGCAAAUUCGGAUAGACAUGUGACACUGGGUGCUGAUGAUCUACUGCCCCUUCUCGUUUGGGUAUUGGUGAGGGGCAAAGUGGUUGAUGCUGAAAUUGAAGCGGAAUUCAUGUGGGGUCUGCUCCAUCCGUCUCUUCUCACUGGGGAAGGCGGUUAUUAUCUCACUACAUUAUCGAGUGCUGUGCAUGUGCUGAAGACUUUUAAGAAUAGUCAAGCUACAAUGUCAACGAAUAACGGUCUCACCACAAGUCCCGACUGUCGUUCUUCCGUACUUAGAGUUCUAAUACCCGACGAGCUGCACGGCUCCCUAAACACACGAACACUGCCCGUAAGACCAAAUAUGAAUACACGUGAUAUUUGCCGUAUUCUUGCGCACAAAAUACGAUGCACUAAUCCCCAGGAUUAUGGACUCUUCAAAUUAGUUCAGGGAGAAGAGACACUUCUUGGGGAUCACGAGUGCCCUCAGGAGAUGUCACACUGCCUCUUCGCCUUCAAGCGGAUCGAUGCCAAAAUUGCCUGGCCUAAAACAGCCACAUGAAUCGUCGUUCAAGGGGGGGUGGGGCAAAAUGGACACCUGACUCCGUAAAGAAUAUUCGUAACUUUGGACCAAAUUUUUUUUAUUGGAAAAAAAACACCUCAGUUUGUCAUUAAUUCAAGGAGUCAUCGGCGGUGAGGCAAAGUCAAGUGUUUAUUUGGUCUCGCACUCGGCUAAUGAUUUUAAUCACCACUACGUUGAUAAUUAUGCUCAAAAAUCUUUUUUAACGAAAACAAUUAACGAAAUCUCAAUCAAAAUAAUUGGAACAUGGUCUGUUCUAGUUAGGGCGUCUUUUUAAAAUGGAAAAAUCCUCAGUUUUUGAGGUAUUUUUAUUGGUAUUGAAUUUUUUUAAUGAAAGACUAUGAAGAGAGUCUAGAAACUUUGAUAUCUCCUUUAGUUUUCAACGGAUUCUUUGGAAAAAUUCUACACUUUGUUAGGAACUCCCAGCACUACUACUUUAAAAUUGAUUUGACCAUUAAUGGUGACUCUUGUUAUUGUUCUUGUUAUGAAUUUAAUUAAUGGUAUUAUACUCUGUUCGAGCAAUUUAAUUGUCUAGUAGUUUUUCUCAUCCAACUGUAUUCACCCAAUUCUCAUAAUUUCACUCUUCAUCUGAAUUUACCCACCGCAUGUCAUUCUUCAUUCGACUAAAUAAAAAAAAAUGAGAAUUAUGGUAAUUUAAUUAUCCACUAAACUUAAGAGUGAACACUUAUUUAUUCCAUAAAACAAAAAAAAAGAAAUCAAAUGGCAAUGACAUUAUUUGUCAAUUGACUCUAGGGUAAGAGUAGUAGUUACCGAAAAAAAAAAUUGCAUCUUCCACUAUGAAAUUUCUGCCUAAUGGAGAGUAAAAACUUAAAUUUUCAACGAAGCCUAAACUUCAAAAAUACUAUUUUAAGGUGGACUAACUCGUAAGCAUUUUUUACACGAGAAAUAAAAAAAACUACGAUAUUUAUUGGAAUUUGUAAACAUACACAUAUAUUUCUAUAUACCAAUUGUACAAUUACAAAUGACAAAAGAGAAAAAUCGUUCCUCGAUUUGACAAAAUGACUAUUAAGUGACAAUUAACUUCAUUUUUGUGAUUUUAUCGUGUCACUCAUUCAAUGUUAUAUAAUUUAUUUACGUUUGUAAGGAAGAAGGCAAUAUGAUUAUUUGUUCCCAUUUCAUUCGAAUUAUCAUAUUUCACGCAUUCGCACUAAAACGCUUUAAUUUUUAUUACUUCUGUUCGCUUAUUAAAUAUUUUAAUAAUUGUGCUAGUCAACUCGACGUGAAUUUUAUCAACUUUUUUUUGUAUUGGAAGAAUGUAAUUUACAGGUUGUUUGCAAAAUUAUUAUGAAUUAUUGUUGAAUUGUCGAUGUAGUUAAUCAUCUUAUCACUGUCAUCGUCACUAUUAUCACGAUAAAAUGUAACAAUGCUCAAUAAACAUUUUCUACUACAGUUCA
Messenger RNA from Diachasma alloeum, 6065 nucleotides. It is a transcript of the gene spri, whose product is annotated as protein sprint. The transcript has 13 exons. Gene Ontology annotation, cellular component: cytosol; endocytic vesicle. Gene Ontology annotation, molecular function: small GTPase binding; guanyl-nucleotide exchange factor activity. The record is from RefSeq and is a predicted model, not a curated record. NCBI's taxonomy places the organism in Eukaryota, Metazoa, Arthropoda, Insecta, Hymenoptera, Braconidae. Gene Ontology annotation, biological process: vesicle-mediated transport; signal transduction. Bases 541 to 4632 code for a protein of 1363 amino acids.